CAAAUCUUUAUGGAAAGAAACAAACUGGUUCACCGGCGCCAGCGGCUGUACACCGCCGCCGUGGGAGAUAAAACCCUUCGUCUCGCCGGGGAAACAGAAAAGGAAAACGCAAGCGAAGGACAGCAACCACGACGGCUGGUUGCCAGCCUCUUAUUUUCCGGUCCAACAGCACUGCCAUCACAUUCUUCCUAAAUGGGCAAAAGUCAAGCCCUAAGCUCCUUCUUCCGUGCCGCGCUACAACGAUCCAAAACUCCAUCCGCUAUCCCCGUUGCCGUUCCUCCGACCACUACGCGCAAAGUUCUGGAACUGUGCGUUUCCAAAACUCCCUCCGCUGUCCCCGUUGCCGUUCCGCCGACGACCACGGCCAAAGUUCUGGAACUUUGCGCUUCCAAAACCACCGCCGGCUCUGCCACCAAACUCCCGGCUAAAACCUUGAAGAAAUGCACCACUCCUGCCCUUGAGACGGCCUCCACCGCUGCAGCCCGCUCCGUACGAAUUCCCAUACCAUCAUCGUCAUCCUCGACCAUCAAAGGCUCCACGAAAACCCGAAAGAAGCCCCCCCGCAAAACGAAGCAGCGUCGUCCUUCAGCUAGUUCAACGCUGCCCAAUAUCAAAUUGGAAGCUUCCAAUAUCGGCUCAGAUGUUCCCCCACUUGAGCUGACACGGGAGCUGGAGAGCAUAAUGCUGGGUCUCCCAUGUGAUGCUGAGGGAGCCAGUGACGAGUUAUCUUCAGGAAAUGUAUUGGGUAUCCCCUUUUUGCGGGAUUUGACAAAUACAGACCCUUCGCAACGGAAAGAAGAGAGCCGUUUUAGGAAAGACAAAUUCAUCUUCAGCUCUAGCCAGGAACACCAUGUUGAGAAGAUAACCAGAAGGAUUGCUGAGAAGUUUGGGUCGGAGAAGACCCUGGAUGUAUUUGGAAAAUUGGGACGAGCAACAGGCGCAAAAGAAUAUGAUGCAUUGAUAAAGAGCUGUUUAAAGAUAGCCAGGGAAACUAAAGACGAUGAGAUUAUUUCCAAACAAAUGUCUAUGUGCUCUCAUAUCCUCACCAUGAUGAUGGAGCAAGGUUUCCAGAUCGAAGAAAAUUCUUAUGGACCUGUGCUUAUGUAUUUUAUUGAUAUGAGGAUGGUUCAAGAAUUCGAUUCUCUUCAUCAAGCCAUUAAAACUGGGAAACCUAGCUCUCCUGCAAGAUUAGGCUACUAUGAGAUGUUGCGAUAUAUCAGAGUUGGUGAUGAGCAAAAGAUUCAAGAACUCUGCAAUAUGAUUUCUCUUGGUUGCGAAACUAAGAAUCUCAAGGUACAUGAAAAUUAUUUUAUAGCACUUUGUGAAAGUAACCGGAAGAACGACAUUUUGCCACUGCUGGACGUUAUUGAUGUAACAAAAUUUGAGUCAAUGGAGCACAUUUCCACUAUCUUUAAUAGCUUUGGAAGGUUGUCCCUGGAGUCCUUCACGAUGAAGUUCCUUUUGGCAUGCAAAAGUUGUGAUUAUGCUGCAGAGAACAUAUCAACUCUCGUCUGUAGUUAUGCUACUGGAAUUCCACAUUUAGAGGUUGAGGAUGUCAGUUUAAAGUUCAAAGAGCUGCACUCAGAGCUGGACAUAAAACCUUCUAUUGGUUCUUAUGAGCAGCUCAUAGCUUACUGCUGUGAUGAACUCAAGGUUUACGUUGCUCUUGACUUGGUCAACCAAAUAAACGAAGAUCAAUUAUCCUUAUCCAUGGACACAUUUUGUAAACUACUGGAUGCCAUAGAUGAAAGCAGGGACUAUAUUCUGGUUCGGAGGAUGUACUCAUUGUUGAGUAAUCAUGAUUUGCAACCAACUACUGAUACAUUCAGGAAAAUGAUAACCUUGAGUGUGAGGAUAAAAGACUUUGACCUGGCAUAUGACAUGCUUGAAGAUCUGAAGAACAGGGGAUUAAAACCUACAGCAAACAUGUUUAACGUUAUAAUGGGAGGGUUCUUUCGGCAGAAAAAUGCUCAUAGUGCUCUGAAGGUUCUGAAGGAAAUGGAACUUGCGGAUGUGAAACUUGAUUCUCAAACCUACAGCUAUUUGAUAGGCAACUGUUGGAAUGAGGAUCAAAUCAUAAAGUAUUAUGAAAAGAUGCAGCUUGAUGGUAUUAAAGCUACAAAGCAUGUUUCGAUGGCGCUUGUCAAUGCAUAUGCAGCCUUGGGACAUUUUGAGAAAGCAAAACAGGUACUCUUGGACAAAACCAUUGUAGAUGAGGCCCUGGAUGAAGUUAAGAGCGCUCUCGUAUCUGCUUUGGCAUGCCAUGGACAAUUUUUUGAUGCCUUUGGCAUAUACAAGGAAAUUAAGGACGCCGGAAACAAUAUAACGUCAAAAGCUACUGUAAAUCUAAUUGAGCAAUUUCCAUCUGAUGGAGAGACAAGUGAGUUACUUAAAUUGUUGGAAGAAGUGCAUGAUUCUGAGUACCGGGUGGAUGCAUGUUACAGGGUUGUGUUACAUUGUAUUCGUAACAAGCAUUCUAGCUGUCUUAUUGAUUUGCUGAAACAAAUCGUGGAGAUAUUUUCCGAAGAUGAAGUCGCAAUGGAAUUGCUAUUUGAUGAGUUUUUUGCAAUUAUUGCUGAUACGGAACAACCAGACUUAGAGAUGGCAUUGAAGUUGCUACGAAUAAUCAAAUCUGAACUCGGUCUCAGCCCUUCCCGUAAAAGUCUUGAUUUUCUUUUGCAUACAUGCGGCAAGGCCAAGGACUUAGCCCAUGCACGCUCCGUCUGGAAAGAGUAUGAAAUAGCUGGACUUCCUUACAAUGUCACGAGCCAUCUGAGGAUGUACCAAGUUCUUCUGGCUUGUGGAAGCCACACCGCUGCCAAAAGCUUGCUUACUAAAAUACCAAAAGACGACCCUCAUGUCCGUAUGGUUGUUGAAGCAUGUCAGGAGAAUACUGAUGGAAGCAGUAAGCCAACUGGAGCCCAGGACAGCGAACUGAAACAGCCGACGAUGGAGGCGAUACUAGCUCGGGCGCUGGAGUACACUCUCAAGUACUGGCUGAAAUCCUUCUCCAGGGACCAGUUGAAGCUUCAGGGACGGACCGUCCAGCUCUCCAAUUUAGAUAUCAACGGAGACGCCUUGCACGCUAGUAUGGGGCUGCCACCAGCGAUUAAUGUGACCAAGGCAAAAGUCGGGAAGUUCGAAAUUAUUCUGCCCUAUGUGAGCAAUGUGCAAACGGAACCAAUCGUCGUGCAAAUAGAUAAGCUUGAUUUGGUUUUCGAGGAGAACCGGGAUUGGGAUAGUUCUAGCCCUACUCAAAGUUCAACAUCUUCGUCUAGCACCAGCAAAAGUAGUGGCUAUGGUUUUGCCGACAAGAUUGCAGAUGGAAUGACAAUCAAGGUUAGCACUGUGAACCUUCUACUUGAGACACAUGGGGGUGCUCGUCGAGGGGGAGGAGCUGCCUGGGCUCCACCGAUGGCAUCUAUUACCAUACGGAACCUUGUGCUUUAUACCACUAAUGAAAACUGGGAGGUUGUAAAUCUCAAGGACGCACGCGACUUCUCCAAUGAUAAAACAUUCAUAUAUGUCUUCAAGAAACUGGAAUGGGGAUCUUUAUCUAUCGAUCUCUUGCCUCAUCCUGAUAUGUUCACCGAAGCGAAUAUAGAACGCUAUCAGGAGCGAAAGAACCAGAGAGAUAAUGAUGGUGCAAAGCGAGUUUUCUUUGGUGGAGAACGAUUCCUUGAAGGGAUAUCAGGCGAGGCUUAUAUCACACUGCAACGGACUAAUCAAAAUUGUCCUCUUGGUCUGGAGGUUCAACUGCAUGUUACAGAAGCUGUCUGCCCUGCACUGAGUGAACCGGGACUUCGUGCCCUCCUCCGCUUCUUCACAGGGUUGUAUGUGUGUCUUAACAGAGGGGACGUGGAUCUUAAAGCCCAGGAGUCAUCUACAGAAGCAGCAGGACGUUCUCUUGUAUCUAUUGUCGUGGACCACAUAUUUCUUUGCAUUAAAGAUGCUGAGUUCCGGCUUGAACUUCUGAUGCAGUCACUCUUAUUUUCGCGGGCAACAGUUUCUGAUGGUGAACUUGUCAAAAACUUGACCAAGGUCAUGAUCGGAGGACUCUUCUUGAGAGAUACAUUUUGCCGACCUCCUUGUACUUUAGUACAACCAUCCAUGCUGGCUGCUGCUGAAAAUGUUACGCAGAUUCCUGCAUUUGCAACGAACUUCUGCCCUCCGAUAUAUCCUCUUGAAGAGCAGCAAUGGCAAUUGAGUGCAGGCACUCCUUUGAUUUCCCUACAUUCCCUUCAAGUCCAGCCCUCCCCAGCCCCUCCUUCUUUUGCUUGUCAGACUCAUAUUAUCUGCCAGCCUCUUACAAUUUAUCUUCAAGAGGAAUCAUGUUUGAGGAUAUCUUCAUUCCUGGCCGAUGGUAUUGUUGUCAACCCUGGGGAUGUUUUGCCCGAGAUAUCAGUGAAUUCAAUGAACUUCUCGCUGAAGGAAUUAGAUUUUACAGUUCCCUUAGAAAUGAGUGAUUCAAGUACUCCUGAAAAAGAUAGGAGCUAUGGUGGCCAAAGUUCAUUUACUGGAGCAAGGCUUCACAUAGAAAACAUGUUCUUCUCCGAGUCUCCUUCUCUAAAACUCAGGCUCCUGAACCUUGAGAAUGAUCCUGCAUGCUUUUCUCUUUGGCCAGGUCAGCCUAUUGAUGCUAGCCAGAAAAAAUGGACUGCUGGUGCCUCAUGUCUUAGUUUAUAUCUUGAAACAACUGCUACCUUAUCCGAGCUACCAAAACCUGACGAACUGACUUCAGAACUGUGGAGAUGUGUUGAACUGAAAGGUGGAUCAGUUGAGGUGGCUAUGGUAUCUCCCGAUGGGAGCCCACUGACGAACAUUCCUCCUCCUGGUGGUAUUGUUAGGAUAGGGAUAGCUUGUCAGCAGUAUAUAUCAAACACUUCAGUUGAGCAGUUAUUUUUCGUCCUGGAUCUUUAUACAUACUUCGGAAGAUUUAGUGAAAAGAUUGCCUUAGCUGGCAAAGAAAGUAAAGCAAAGAGAGGUCUGAGUGAAUCGAUAAGCCAAAGGCUAAUAGAUAAGGCUCCAGCUGAUACUGCUGUUAGCUUGACACUGAACAAACUUGAACUCAAAUUUUUGGAAUCCUCUACUAUAAAAGUUGAGGGAAAGCCUCUUGUUCUGUUCGUCGGGGAUGAUCUUUUCAUUAAAGUUAUUCAUAGAACCCUUGGUGGUGCUGUCGCUGUUUCGUCUGCUAUACAGUGGCAGAGUGUUGAGAUAGACUGUGUAGAGACUGAAGAUGAGUCAAUGAUAAGCACCGUUGAGAAUGAUGAUUUGGUAAGUGUUAAUGGAUACCCUGAUCUCAGAGCUGUCCUUUGGGUAAAUAAGGAGACCAUGCCGAAAUCCAAUGGUAAAAAUUAUGUGGUUCCUUUUCUAGAUGUAAGCGUGGAACAUAUGAUUCCUUUCAGUGAAGAGGACAGAGAGUGCCAUAGUUUAGGAGUAUCAGCCUGCAUUUAUGGUCUCCGUCUUGGUGGAGGAAUGAAUUAUGCCGAGUCCCUGCUGCAUCGGUUUGGGAUACUUGGACCUGAUGGUGGUCCUGGGGUGGGACUGUCUAAAGGAUUAAAGAAUUUAUCAAGGGGCCCACUAUCAAAACUUUUCAAGUCAUCACCUCUUAGUGCUGAGGAUGUUGAUGAAGAUGGAAGUUUGGGGUGUGAUAAUGAAGGUGGUCUACUGCAGCUUGGAAUGCCAGAUGAUGUUGAUGUACGUGUAGAAUUCAAAGACUGGUUGUUUGCUCUUGAAGGUGAAAGAGAAUUAGCAGGGGGAUCGUCAUUUGUUGACCUAGACAAUCUAGGCAGAGAGCAGAGGAGUUGGCACACUACUUUCCAGAGUUUUCUGGUUAAAGCAAAAAGUAGUCUGAAGAACGAGCUAGAUGGUAAAGGAAAUUCACAUGUGCGGAAAUAUCCUGUAGAUUUGGUCACAGUUGGCGUGGAAGGGUUACAGAUACUGAAGCCACAUUCUCAAAAACAAUUUAGAGUUUCUGAAAAUGGAGUUGAAGAAGUUGUCCAGUCACCUGGAGGGUUAGAAUUUGAGGUUAGUUUGGUGAUGCCAGAGGAAGCUGAUGAUGAUGACGAUUAUCAUAUGGACAACUGGGAAGCAGAGAACGUCAAGUUCUCUGUCAAGCAACCGAUUCAGGCUGUUGUUACCAAAGAUGAGCUCCAGCAUCUUGCAUUCUUGUGUAAAUCAGAGUUGGAUGCCAUGGGCAGGAUUACUGCUGGCAUCCUGAGGCUCCUGAAGCUGGAGCGCUCCAUCGGUCUGGCUGCCAUCGACCAGCUUAGCAAUCUUGGAAGUGAGGGCUUUGAAAGGAUUUUCACUCCAGAAAGGCUAAGCAGAGUUGGUAGCCCUCACAGCUUUGCAACCAUGCCACCAUUGAAUCUGAGCAAUGGCACCAUGGAUGAGAGGAAAGCAGAAUCUACAGUUUGUUUGCUGGAGGAAGCAGUGGAAGAUUCACAAGCUAAAUGCGCAGCCAUUAUGAACAACUUGUCAAGCCCCGAGUCGUCAGUUCAGAAUAUUUCAGAUAUUAUUCAGGUAUGUCAGAACCUUGAAAGCAUGAAGAAUUUGCUGAUGCAAUUACGGACUCAGAUUUAGUCACACCGGGGGCAUUUCCCAGUACUGUACAGUUUUGUGAUAAAAAAAACGGGUUCAAUAGAACAGAGCUCGGCAUUACACACUUGAUUCUUCAAUUUUUUGCUGUACAUAUAGAGAAUCGGCAAUAGAUUGGUGUUCCUCACAUGCUGCUUUCUGGAGCCUUAAACACUCAGAGCCUUGUUGUAUGCAUUCCUAAGCCUAGUAUGCAAAACUGCGAACCUGAUCAAAUGAAACUCAGCUUGAAUCUGCAUUUGAAUGAAACUUACUUUGAU
Molecule: messenger RNA, 6854 nt
Organism: Linum tenue
Lineage: Eukaryota; Viridiplantae; Streptophyta; Magnoliopsida; Malpighiales; Linaceae
Source: the annotation of a GenBank genome assembly